GAAACGAACACAAAUAACAUACAAAAGAAAAAGAGAUGGAAAGUGGAAUUGAUUCAAAGAGCAAAGGCGAGAAGGGAACAAUCUUGGUGACCAACGACGAUGGAAUCCAGGCACCUGGCUUGAAUGCUUUGGUUAGCGUCCUCGUUUCCACUCAUCGAUUCAACGUUCUUGUUUGCGCUCCUCAGCUGGAGAUGUCAGCUGUUAGUCAUAGUAUUACAUGGCGUCAACCACUUCGUGUGGAGAAAGUUGAAAUGGAUGGAGCCACUGCUUUCAAGGCUUCUGGAACUCCGGCAGAUUGUGCUUCUUUGGGAGUCUCCUCGGUGCUGUUUCCAUCAGUUCCUGACCUGGUUAUCAGUGGCAUCAAUCAGGGCAGCAACUGUGGUUAUCACACUGUUUAUUCUGGUACCACUGCCGGUGCUCGAGAAGCAUUCCUAAAUGGCGUUCCAGCUAUCUCCAUAUCCUACGAUUGUUAUGGUGGUCUUAGUUUUGAGGAAUUCGAGAAGAUGCUAAGGGUUGAGGCUGGGAGCAAGACUAAGAUGAAUUAUGAGUAUGAAGCUGCUGCAAAGGCUUGCUUGCCAAUAAUAAGUGGAAUAAUAGCUGAGAUCAAGAACAAUACUUAUCCUCAAGGUUGCUUUUUAAAUAUGGACCUCCCCAAAGACGUUGCCAAUCAUAAGGGAUACAAAGUGACAAAACAGGGGAAAAGUAUGAUGAAGAUAAGAUGGAAGCAAAUUACAAGUCAUGGACAACCCUCUGAAAUUGAACACCAUCUUUUAUUCCGUAGACAAUUGAGUGGAUGUCAAGUGGACAUAGACGACUCAGAUCACAAAAGUCUUCAAGAAGGAUAUAUAAGCAUCACUCCUCUGGGGAUUCUCACUCAUCCAGACAAGGAUUGCAAGGCAUACUUUGAAGAUUGGCUCCCAAACCUGAUUCAACAACACCAAUCUCAUAAUCCUUUGCUGGAUUAAUGUUGUGGAAAGGAAAUGCUGAUAUGAAUUAUUAAGGAUCUACCCAUCAAUAGUAUUUACUUUAAACUUCUUAAUGUUUCGUAUUUUUAAAUUAGUAUAAUUCAGCAUCAAUAAAACAUUAUCAAACUUUACUAAAAUUUUAUUUUGUGAUAUUAAUAA
This is a messenger RNA of Gossypium arboreum, 1124 nucleotides long. RefSeq lists its product as uncharacterized. The transcript has 10 exons. Gene Ontology annotation, cellular component: cytosol. NCBI's taxonomy places the organism in Eukaryota, Viridiplantae, Streptophyta, Magnoliopsida, Malvales, Malvaceae. Bases 36 to 965 code for a protein of 309 amino acids. The record is from RefSeq and is a predicted model, not a curated record. Gene Ontology annotation, molecular function: nucleotidase activity.